GUUUAGUUCCUGUUUUGAUAAUGCAUCGUUGACAAGCUGAAAACAGAUAGCUAAUUCAGAAAUUAUUAUUGCUUUAGCGCUUUUCUUCACCUGUUGGAAUUACGUAAAUUGUAAUCUUACGGUUUCAUGACGCUACACGUGACAGCAUGGACAGUCGCUGUUAUUGUUGUGCAUCAAAGUUUAGUCUCUUCAAGAAAGAGCUGGGCUGUAAGAGCUGUGGACGAGCCUUCUGCUCCAGCUGUUUGACUUUUAAUGCUGUGGUGCCUCGCUGUGGUAACACCCAGCAGAAGGUCUGCAAGCAGUGCCAUGGUAAUUUGACAAGAGGGGAGGCUUCUUCACACAAUGCUGGAAGAUGGUCUCCUCCAGAAAAUUACAAAAAACGAGUUGCUGCGCUGGAGGCAAAACAGCAAGGACAGUCGACUCAACCUGCCGUACACGGGGGAAGCAGAAACAGCAAAGUAGGCCAUCUACCAGCAAAAGGCCUGAGUAAAGAAGACCAAGCUAUUGCUGAGAGACUUCAAAAGCUGAAAGAGGACACUAAACCUAGGUCCAUUCCUUCAGAGAAGGAAAUCGAGUCACGCCUUGCUGCUCUGAGAGUCCCCAUCCAACCUGUUCCUUCUACAGAGGAGAUGGAGAAUCGUCUGGCUGCUCUGCGAAGUCAUCCUCCACCAUCUCAAGCUCCUGCUCCUGUGCACCAACCUCCUGAUACCCGGACUCAGACUGAAAAAGCCAGUGACUUGUUAACCCAGCUGAUGGAGGAAGUUGCCAUUGACAACCAACAAUCAAAUCCUGAACUCAGCAUAGAUAUGAAUGAUCUGAACAAGGGGGAGGGGGCUACGUUGGAUGAGAACAUGGAGGACAACCAGGGAGCAGUCAAACAGCUGGAGGCAGAGAAAGAGCGUCUGCUGGAGGAAGCCAUGAAUGAGCUGAGGAACGAGCGACAUACCCAGGAUCAAAUCCUCGACAUGGCCAAGAGGCUGGCCCAGUUAAAGGGCCAGGAUCCAAAUAAAGUCACUGCAGAGGAUUUCCAACAACCUGACAGUGAAGAGGAGACUGAGGAAGAAGCUGUGAGGAGAGUGCUAAAACAGCUCUCAGAAGAAGCUGCACUCGACGAAGCUAGUGGGUACAACAUACCCGUAGAACAGAGCGGCCCGAGGAACACGGAGAAGAAAAAGACCUCUAAGAAACUAACCGUAGCUCCCGCACCAAAGAGCAAGAUUUCACCUGCUGCAGCUGCACAUCUGCCGUCAGACAGCGAUGAGGAGGAGCUUCCUUGGUGCUGCAUCUGUAACCAAGACGCCACCCUCCGCUGUCACACCUGCGAUGGAGACCUGUACUGCAACCCCUGCUUCAGGGAAGGCCAUGAUAAAUAUGAUAGGAUGGAGCAUCGCACCACUAACUACGCUGCCCCGAAGAAGAAGAGGAAGACGUGAUGGGAGCGUUUAAUUACACUCUGGCCCUUUCCCACUUCAGGACUUGAUCUUUGACCUUAAGUGACAUUGUGAAAAUAGCAACUUAAGAAUUAAAAAGCUGCCUAUUAUCCCAUAUUAUCUCCAAACUCCCAUCAUAACGUACCUCUAUGCUAGCUUAAUUAGGGGAGAAUCAGGUCCUGGUUGUGGUUUCUGCUGACUGCUUAGUAUUAAAACAGUUACUUACUAAAUAUAGAUGUUAGCUUUAAAGAAAUAAUAAAUUAGAGGCGAUAUUAGAAAUCCAACUUAUUUCUGUGGAAAAUAGAAGUAAAUGUAGCAGAAGACGGGGUGUUUCAGCAAAACCUUUAAAGCUGCAUAAAGAUAAACCCUUAAAAGCGAAAGAAAACGGUUUUUGUUGUUCUGCUGUGUCCUACUUUGUAAUCGCAACAAAGCCCUAUUCUAAGUGUACUUUGAACUCUUUGUCUCGCGGCUCGCUUUAACACUUUUUCAGCAGAAACCAGACAGAUCGUGAGCUCAUCCGGGAGGAUGUUCGAUCUAUCUGAGACUUUUGUCAGCUCCAAACUGAAGAGUCAGUCUAAAAGAAUCACUGAGGCCUUUGUUUGCUUUGCGUUGUCAUUCGUCUAGUCUAUGUUUGGCUGCUAUUCUGACAUAAGCAUCGACUGUCUUGUCCUGAUGAGGUUUGAUUAUAAAUGAAUCCAAACUAUC
This is a messenger RNA of Nothobranchius furzeri (turquoise killifish), 2135 nucleotides long. RefSeq names its product zinc finger, FYVE domain containing 19 (gene zfyve19). Gene Ontology annotation, biological process: abscission; mitotic cytokinesis checkpoint signaling. The record is from RefSeq and is a predicted model, not a curated record. NCBI's taxonomy places the organism in Eukaryota, Metazoa, Chordata, Actinopteri, Cyprinodontiformes, Nothobranchiidae. Gene Ontology annotation, molecular function: phosphatidylinositol-3-phosphate binding; metal ion binding. Gene Ontology annotation, cellular component: cleavage furrow; midbody; centrosome.